AACAAAGAAACGGCAGUCAGAGGGACUGAAGGAGUUCAUUACUUCAUCACUUCACUAGUUCAUAGUCAACGCCUCAUCAGAAUUCCGAUUUCUUUGCCACCUAUAGAUUAGGCUUACUACUCCGCCGACCUUCCUCCGGCAAUGCUGUUGAAUUUCCCAUCGGCGGUUUCCUCACCGCCGCAAAAAUCGCUAUACACAUCGCCGGCGGCGACCCUCCGGCGUCAAAUUCCAUUCUCGCGGAGAAACUUGUCGACAUCAAACUCCGAAUUCUACGGGAAAAGCCACAUUCUCAACCACCGCGAGCUGGUGAAUUUCCCAGUAUUUCCGAAAAGGUUCAGUCCGGUCAAACCUUUGACCACCGUGAGAUCAUCGUUGUCGUCGCCGAUCAUAUCUCCGACCGAUUCAUGGGGCACCUGGACUGUUCUCUUCGCCGUCUCCGCUUUCGGUUUCUGGUCAGAGAAGACCAAAAUAGGGAGUGCCCUGAGUGGUCCUUUGGUUGCUACACUAGUUGGGCUUGCAGCGAGUAAUUUGGGGAUUAUUGCUUCUGAAGCGAAAGCAUAUUCAGUCGUCAUGGAGUUUCUGCUCCCGUUAGCUGUCCCGUUGCUGUUAUAUAGAGCAGAUAUACGCCGUGUGAUAAAAUCUACUGGAAAAUUGCUCUUGGCAUUCUUGAUUGGAUCAGUUGCAACCACUGUUGGAACAGUUGUGGCUUUCUUUUUGGUGCCAAUGCGAUCUCUUGGAGGAGAUGCAUGGAAGAUAGCUGCAGCUCUCAUGGGUAGACAUAUUGGCGGAGCUGUCAACUAUGUUGCGAUUGCGGAAGCUCUUGAGAUCUCUCCUUCAGUGCUAACCGCCGGACUUGCCGCAGAUAAUGUUCUGUGCGCAGUAUAUUUUGCCACACUGUUCGCAUUAGCUUCCAGAGUGCCACCAGAAGCCGAAGUAUCAACAGGUGAUGGCAUGGCGGACAUGAGUUCUGGUGAUGGUGACAAGCUCCCUAUUUUACAGUCUGCAACUGCUCUAGCAGUGUCAUUUCUAAUAUGCAAAGCUGGAAGUUUUAUUACCAAAUAUUACGGAAUUAAGGGUGGUAUGCUUCCUGCAAUAACGGCAAUCGUGGUUUGCUUGGCAACGGUUUUCCCGAAACAGUUUAGUCAGUUAGCGCCUUCUGGAGAAGUUAUGGCUAUGAUUUUGAUGCAGGUAUUCUUCACCGUUGUAGGGGCGAGUGGUAACAUUUGGAGCGUCAUCAGCACCGCACCAAGUGUAUUCUUGUUUUGCCUCGUCCAAAUUUCCGUCCACCUCGGUCUGAUUCUCGGAUUAGGUAAACUGUUUGGGUUUGACCUAAAGAUGUUGCUAAUAGCCUCAAACGCCAAUGUCGGGGGUCCCACAACAGCUUGCGGAAUGGCAACUGCGAAAGAGUGGCAUUCAAUGGUAGUUCCUGGUAUUCUUGCUGGUAUUUUUGGUAUCGCCAUUGCAACUUUCCUAGGUUACGGAUUUGGUACUAAGGUUCUUCAAUUCAUGUGAACAUAAUCACUUCCUCAUGGCGAGUUCUUUGGUACAGUAAUACAGUUUCAGACCGGGAUUUUGGCAGGAGAAAAAGCUGUGAAAUACUUCGUAUUACAUUAUUCUGUUCAAUGCAUGAAGUAUAAUGUCUGUAAUCUUACCUGUAAUUUAGCAUAGACCUAAAUGGCUAAAUUUGUCAAACUUUGUAACAAUGUAAUCUUAGUAAUUCUUUAUUAAGUUGGAUUACAGUUCUGAAAUAAGCUAUGCAAUUUUCUGACAAGUUGUCGAAUUUCUAACAAUGUAAUGUUGGUAAUUCUUUAUUAAGUUGGAUUAUAGUUCUGAAAUAA
Spinacia oleracea (spinach) is the source of this 1838-nucleotide messenger RNA. RefSeq lists its product as uncharacterized. Bases 142 to 1512 code for a protein of 456 amino acids. NCBI's taxonomy places the organism in Eukaryota, Viridiplantae, Streptophyta, Magnoliopsida, Caryophyllales, Amaranthaceae. The transcript has 6 exons. The record is from RefSeq and is a predicted model, not a curated record.